Molecule: messenger RNA, 2234 nt
Organism: Zychaea mexicana
Lineage: Eukaryota; Fungi; Mucoromycota; Mucoromycetes; Mucorales; Lichtheimiaceae
Product: anaphase-promoting complex subunit 5-domain-containing protein
Exons: 19
Coding region: 83-2137 (684 amino acids)
Biological process (GO): positive regulation of mitotic metaphase/anaphase transition; protein K11-linked ubiquitination; anaphase-promoting complex-dependent catabolic process
Cellular component (GO): anaphase-promoting complex
Molecular function (GO): protein binding
Source: RefSeq, a predicted model, not a curated record
CUUACUCCUUUGGGAAAAGAGACAGAGAAGCCGGAGACAAGCUGUCUACUUAAUUACUACCACUAUUACUACUGCAUUGAACAUGCUGUCUCAAUGCGUCAUUCGCACCCGAUACCUUACCCCUUUUAAAAUAGUCAUUCUGAUCCUUAUUAACAAAUUCUGUCAUUAUGAAUUACCGCCAGCUGUCAAUCCUAAACUUGUUGGAUUUAUUCUCGACAGCAUUGAGACAUGUGACACACAACCUGAAUAUAAUCUCGAACAAGUACUCAGUGAAUUCAAAGAAUUCACUGAAGAACUGGUGGAAGCGAUCCGUUCAAGUAUUGUCGCUAUUGACAAGCCAUAUACCUUGUUCCAAUUCCUAUCUUCUCUAAUCGAGAUUCUGGAGGAAAGAGACAACAUGAUGGACCCAGCAGAUAUUGCUAUACUGGAUAAAACGAGUCUCUUUGGAAUCUUUGUACGUCGAUGUCGCUUGGAGUUCUCCAAAUCAUCCAUGCAACAACGUACCGAACUGUUCACAAUCUUCCAACACUAUGUGAUGGCCAACAACGCACGUUCUAUGGAUACUGAUAUGGGGUCUAUACUGAUCAAAAAACCUUCUGUGCUUGCAUCCAAGGAUGAAGGAAAACUCAAGCAGGAUGGGUGGUGGUUUUCAGAUCACAAUGUGGAUCGAUUCUUGACAACGGAAGCCGAAAAGAUCGAAAAAACUGGUACUAGCGAGAUUCCGCCUGCCGUUCUACACAACUAUCUCGACUUUUUGCAAUCUCAUGCACCCGAUAUUCGCAAGAUUGAUCAAGUGCGCUUCUAUAAUUACAUUCGAACUGGCGAAUACCAAGGUGCGCUGACAAGUUUACAUCGAUUUUUCGAUUAUUGCUUACUGAGCACAGAAACGCCCAUGUACCAAUAUGCACUUCUCAGCUUGGGAGUUCUCGAAGCCAAGUUUGGUCAUGCACAACAAGCACUUGCAGCACUGAAUGAAGCACUAGACAUUGCACGAGAGAAUCACGAUGAAAACUGUUUAAACGAGGUUCUCAGCUGGAUACGUUUCAUCAAAGGAACCAAUUCGUCACUUGCCGAUCAAUAUCCGACGUAUAGCUUAGCAGACGAGUCGAAUCCAAAUGUCGUAUAUCUCGAGUGUUUAGAUAAACUAUCGCGGGCCAGAGAAAUGAUACGUCGGGGUGACUCGGCUAGCAAUGUAUUCGAAGCUAUUCAUAGUAGCACCAUACGAGGAUCUGCUGGAAGUAUUGAAUACUUGAACAAGCUGGAAUAUCUGACGAAGGCCGUUGUGUGGGACUUUUAUGGCGAUCGGGUACAGUCCAAGGUCUAUCUGGAUAUUGCACUUGAUAUAACUGAAGGUGACAUUGAUAGCGUUGAGAAGACAUUUGUGCUUGCUGCAAAUAUGCAUGCUUCAGUAGGCGAAUAUGACAAGGCUGUCCAGCUGCUCGAACAAUUUGGAAGGAAAUACUCAGAUCAAAGCGUGCAAUUGCUGACAUGGAAGCAAGCGUUAUGUCGCUACAAGCAUUUAUUGGCAAAGCAAACAAAACAGCAUCAAGAUCUUGCCUCUCAGGAAGAUUUGAUGGUGUACAUCCAACCACAAAUGUCAGAAGAUCGGUUCGAGGCACUUGGGCGAUUUGCAGAACAGAAAUACAGAGAAAAACACCCGGAGGAGGCUUGUCUGCUUCUACAAAAGUGCUACGAUGUGCUCAAAAGGUCUAAUCAUCCAUCACAACUCGCACAAGUAAUGACUGAUUGGGGACGGAUCGAUUUGGAUCGAGGCGAUGUCGACGGUGCGAUGGAAUGGCUUCGAAAGGCGCUGGACAUGAGCAGUAGAGCAUGUGACUUUGACAGAUACUUUACAUCAGCCAUUAAAUUGGCAGAAGCGUAUCUUGAACAAGCCAAACCAAAAACUGCUAUUUAUAUGCUCGAAAGCAUGCUUCCGCAGGUACUGGCACAUGGGUCUCUAAAACUACAGGCGGAUCUCCACUUUGCAUAUUCAAAGGCACUUAUUGAAGACGAACAAGUGGAAACAGCAUUGCAUUACCUCGAUCAAUCUGAACAAGCAUACCAAAAAAUUGCCUCCCAUACCGACAUUCAACAAGUAACCUGGCUUAAGUCGUUUCUAACUACUGCUGCAUCAUAAUGAAAGGAAGAAGAUAUACAUGUACAAAAGCUUAUUCUAAAUGAAAAAAGUUAUAAGAAAAGGAAGUGGAUGGAGACUAGAGUAAUGAUGAUAAUGC